Molecule: messenger RNA, 602 nt
Organism: Ostrinia furnacalis (Asian corn borer)
Lineage: Eukaryota; Metazoa; Arthropoda; Insecta; Lepidoptera; Crambidae
Gene: Rpa3
Product: replication protein A3
Exons: 1
Coding region: 103-522 (139 amino acids)
Biological process (GO): DNA repair; DNA replication; DNA recombination
Cellular component (GO): nucleus
Molecular function (GO): DNA binding
Source: RefSeq, a predicted model, not a curated record
CAGAAAAAAAUAUUGUCAAACUGUGUGUCACCAGAAACAACAAAUCGUCGUUUUGCGAUUGUUUGUGAAUUUCAAAAAUUUCUUUAUUUUAUCGAAUAAAUAAUGGCAGAUAACGAUGUGUUUGAAGAUAAUCAAUAUCCUGACAACGACGAGUUCGUACCAUACGUAACAGCUGGUAAUCUCGCACAGAAGAAUGGCGCGAAAGUAACGCUUUGGGGCAAAGUAACCAAAGUUUCGGCGAGCGAAGGGUUCUACGUAAAGACUGUAGAUGACCAAGAAGUUUUAAUAAGGUUAAAAAAGCCUUUAAGUGAGCCGCUUGAAGGGUGGUAUGAAAUCCAUGGAGUUUCCCAGGGGAAGAGCGUACUUUGCGAUGAAUAUGUGCCAUUUCCUGAAGCAAUUUGCAAGAACAUUGAUACCGAAGGACACAAGGGAUUAGCAAGACUGCUGGUAGCUCUCGACGACCCCUGGAACCUCGGCGACGACGGAUCAAAUGCCAUGAAUGGAAUUACAGAAAUGGAAUAAAUGUGAUGCGUGGUUAGAGGUUAGGAUAAGUUCGCAUUUAGUGUAAACAUUAUUAUUUUUAAUACAAAAUCCAAACAUAA